Messenger RNA from Amaranthus tricolor (Joseph's coat), 1208 nucleotides. RefSeq lists its product as uncharacterized. The transcript has 2 exons. The coding region runs from base 32 to 652 and encodes 206 amino acids. NCBI's taxonomy places the organism in Eukaryota, Viridiplantae, Streptophyta, Magnoliopsida, Caryophyllales, Amaranthaceae. The record is from RefSeq and is a predicted model, not a curated record.
AACACAAAGUAGAAAACAAAGCCCUCCGUCAAUGGAGGUUGGGAAUGUUGCACCCUUAAGAUAUGGUGUCUCAACCUCCCAACGAAAAUAUACACAGCUCCUUUGCGUAAUCCUUAUUAUUAUUCUUUUGCUUGCCCUACUUAUUAUAGCUAUCACCAUCUUAAUUGCGUUUAAAUACGCAGACACGCCUCAAUUUCAUGUAAAAACCAUUGAAAUUUCAGCAUUUACCGUAAAAAGUAUAAAUCCAUCGGUACUAUCAACUAAUAUUGAUGUGUUUUUUAAUACAUAUAACAAAAACAUGUUAUUAGGGUUAGAUCUUUGGAAUGUGGUUAUGGAAACUACAUGGAAUGAGAAUGAGAUUGGGGCACGUUUACGAAGAACACAAAAAAUGCAUCAUUUUACACAAGGUUAUAAAACUAUAUCUUUUUUAAGGAUGAAUGCUAAAGCCGAAUUUCAAAUCACAAAUACUACUAAUGGUAAUAUUAAAAAGGAAGAUAUGAAGCUUGAUUUGAUUUUAAGAGGGGAACUUACUUAUUAUUCGGGUAUUUUGUGGUCUCUACGACGUCGUUUUAUGGUUCUCUGUAACGGUGUUUCUAUCCUUUCCUCGAAUGCCACUUGUAAAACAAAAUUGUUUUAUAGUAACAAUAUAUGAAAAAAUUUGCUCAAGACUCAGAGACGAAGACAGAAUUUUAAGUGAAAGGGACCAACAUUUUCGAUAGAAGCUGAUUGGCACUUUCUACGUAAUAGCUAGGUAGUAUCAGCGCUUGGGCAAACAAGAACAUGGCAAGGGUGAGCAAUCGCGAGCAAGAGAAUGACGGUUAAGAGUUCUGUUUUCGAGAUAAACUAACGAUUGAUCGGACGAGAAGCCGCAAACGAUCUAACUACAAGACUACAUCUGCUUCGGUGAUCUAAAAUUAUGUUAUAAUAGGCAACAUAUUUCUCGGCCGCGCAAAUGAGGAAUCAAAGGAGUAUAAUCCUAUAGAUAUAUGUUAUGACUUUUUGUGUUCAAGUGCUUGGACGAGUAUGUGCUCGAACAAGCCGUGAGCCCAAAUUUAGGUGUUAAAUACUUGCACAUAUUAGAGAAAAAGAUCUAAUUAAUCUUCAAAUGUUUUUCAUGUAAUUAGGGCAUUAAGAGCAAAUAGUAAGCCCAUUAAUUUAAAGGAUAAAGCACAAAACUUACCCAUGCUAAUUUUGGUUGGUAUAUAAAA